AUGGAAAUGCAGGAUCCAAAGAUGAACGUAGCUCCUUCUGCAGGUGAUGCAGGAUACUGGCAGGAACAGGAGGGCUUCCUGCCCAGCCAUGGUCCUGCUUCUGGAAGGAAACCGGUUCAGUUCAUGAAUUUCGAGGGGAAGACGUCAUUUGGAAUGUCAGUGUUCAACCUCAGCAUUGCCAUCAUGGGCAGCGGCACCCUGGGGCUGGCUUACGCCAUGGCCCACACAGGAGUUCUCUUCUUCCUGGCCCUGUUGCUGUGCAUCGCACUCCUGUCUUCGUACUCCAUCCACCUCCUGCUGACCUGUGCCAGUGUUGUAGGUGAGAUGCAGAGCCUGGAUCCCCUCUCCUUUGGACCCCAGACUCUAGAUACCCUUCCAGAGCUCAACCCAGACCUUGGAUCCCAGAUGGACUGGUUCUUGAAAGGAAAUGUCUUUAUCAUCAUCCUGCCCCUGGCCCUCAUGAAACACUUGGUUUAUCUGGGAUAUACCAGUGGUCUCUCUCUGACCUGCAUGCUGUUUUUCCUCAUUUCGGUCAUUUACGAGAAGUCCCAGAUUGACUGUCCUAUAACUCACAAUGAGACAGCAAUAGAGAGUGAAGACACCCCCCCCCCAGGCCUCCGUGCUCAGGGCUUCAAUAGCAGCUGUGAGGCCCAGAUGUUCACAGUUGACUCUCAGAUGUCCUAUACAGUGCCCGUUAUGGCUUUUGCCUUUGUCUGCUACCCUGAGGUGUUGCCAAUCUACAUGGAGCUCUCUUGGCCUUCCCAGCACAGGAUGCAGGCUGUGGCCAGUGUGUCCACUGGGGCCAUGUUCUGCAUGUAUGGGCUCACAACAACCUUUGGAUACCUCACCUUCUACAGCAGCAUGGGAGCAGAGAUGUUACACAGGUACAACCAGAAGGACCCACUCAUCCUCUGCAUGCACCUGGCUGUGCUGCUUGCAGUGACCCUCACUGUGCCAAUUGUGCUCUUCCCUAUGCGUAGGGAGGCCCUACAGCAGCUACUCUUCCCAAGCAAGGCCUUCAGCUGGCCACCACAUGUUGCCAUAGCCCUGACCCUGCUAGUGUUGGUUAAUGUCCUUGUCAUCUGUGUGCCCACCAUCCAGGAUAUCUUUGGGAUUAUUGGUUCCAUGUAAGCCCCUAGCCUCUUCUUCAUCCUUCCCAGCAUCUUCUACCUCCGAAUUGUACCCUCUGAGGUGGAACCCCUCUUUUCCUGGUGGAAGACCCAGGCCCUGUGUCCUGGGUCCUGAGUUUUGGUAAAUGGAGUCCUCUUCAUGUCCAUCAGUCUGGGUUUUAUGUGCAACUGGGCCACAGGCCAGAACCAUGUGUCUGGGCACUGA
Molecule: messenger RNA, 1335 nt
Organism: Sciurus carolinensis (gray squirrel)
Lineage: Eukaryota; Metazoa; Chordata; Mammalia; Rodentia; Sciuridae
Gene: Slc38a5
Product: solute carrier family 38 member 5
Biological process (GO): L-histidine transmembrane transport; L-glutamine transport; glycine transport
Molecular function (GO): glycine transmembrane transporter activity; L-glutamine transmembrane transporter activity
Source: RefSeq, a predicted model, not a curated record